Molecule: messenger RNA, 768 nt
Organism: Octopus sinensis (East Asian common octopus)
Lineage: Eukaryota; Metazoa; Mollusca; Cephalopoda; Octopoda; Octopodidae
Product: nucleolin-like
Exons: 4
Coding region: 1-768 (255 amino acids)
Source: RefSeq, a predicted model, not a curated record
AUGGCAGUGAUGGUCUAUGAGGUGAAUCGGGACCAAAAGUUUAACCAACAAAUUGUUAAAGAAAAGAAAGAAAAAGUCCCCGAACCAGUUGUCCUCGAGGAAAGUGAAUCCUCAGAAGUGAAAUUGAUCCCAGAAACACCCAAGGUCGAACAAGUUGUAGAAAAAGAGGAUUCUUCAUCAGAGGAAUCUGAAAGUGAUGAGGAACCUCAGUACAAAAUUGACAAAACCCCAAUCCAAGCGAAACCAGAGGAGUCUUCUGAGGAAGAAGAGGACAGUUCUGAUAUGGAAGUCGAGGAUGCUCCACAAAAAACUGAAGAGUCGGACAGCGAGGAUGAUUCUGAUGAUGAAGAAGAAAAUGUUGUCGGAAACGUUCAGAAAAAUCUACAAGAAAAUGAUGAGGAUGAAACCGAUGAGUUUGAAGAAGAAUCUGACGAAGAAAAGGGGACUCCAGCAGUUGGCAACAUUUUUCAGGACGACGAAGAAAGUGAAGAAGAGGAAAGUGAUGACGAAAAUUCUGAUGUGCCCAACGGUCAGAGGUUGUCGACUGGAGGUGGUCGAGGUGGAUUCAGAGGGGGUUUCAGAGGAGAUUCUGACAGUUUUCGUGGAGGCUUUAGAGGAGGUCAAGGACGUGGAUUCCGUGGCGGUGAUAGAGGACGUGGAGGAAGUUUCCGUGGUGGUGAUCGAGGCCGUGGAGGAAGUUUCCGUGGCAAUGAUCGAGGCCGUGGUUUUCGAGGUGGUGAAAGGGGAAAGAGAACUACCUUUUCAUAA